CCACCGAGGCAGAAAUAUCCAAGGUGCCUACUCCAAGCAAUACUCUUGCUAGUGAUAGUAGUAUAAAAAUAAACACAGGCUGAGACGCCGGGGAUGAGCAGGAUUCGCGGGGGGGAAGGAAGGAGCAGCAAGCAAGCAGCAAGGGGAGAGCCGUCAACUCAAGAGGAUCGUCAAGAACAAGAAGAUGGGCACCACGCAGCGGCAGCUGCUCCUGCUCUUCUUCCUAUCUGCGGUCGCCCCGCAGGUAGUUAGAGCACUGAAACCAAUCCCAAAUUCCAAUCUUGGGGUCGAGGAGGGAGACAAUUCCAUAGGAAUCAUACAGAAGGACAUCAUAGAGACGGUCAACAAGCAUCCCGAUGCUGGGUGGACGGCUGCACACAAUCCUUACUUUGCCAACUAUACUGUAAGUGAAAUAGCAUUCAUAAUUUUAUCUUUCCCCCACCUGUUAACCUUGAAACCAUCCCUGUUUCUGCAGAUUGCACAAUUUAAACGUAUCCUUGGAGUGAAGCCCACACCACAGGGUGUGCUGACCGAUGUUCCUGCCAAAACUUAUUCAAGAUCACUGAAACUUCCAAAGGAGUUCGACGCCAGAUCUAAGUGGUCUCAUUGCAGCACAAUUGGGAACAUACUUGAUCAAGGUCAUUGUGGCUCCUGUUGGGCAUUUGGUGCCGUGGAGUGCCUCCAGGAUCGUUUUUGCAUUCAUAUGAACAUGAACAUUUCACUAUCAGUCAAUGACCUAGUGGCAUGCUGCGGUUUUAUGUGCGGUGAUGGUUGUGAUGGAGGCUAUCCUAUCAUGGCAUGGCGCUACUUUGUUCAAAAUGGUGUUGUCACAGAGGAGUGCGAUCCAUAUUUCGAUCAGGUUGGUUGCAAGCAUCCUGGAUGCGAACCUGCUUAUCCUACACCAAUGUGUGAAAAGAAAUGCAAGGUGCAGAACCAAGUUUGGGAGGAAAAAAAGCAUUUCAGUGUCAAUGCGUACAGAAUAAAUUCUGAUCCAGAUGACAUAAUGUCAGAGAUCUAUGAAAAUGGCCCUGUAGAAGUUGCUUUCACAGUUUAUGAGGAUUUUGCCCACUACAAAUCUGGAGUAUACAAACACAUUACCGGUGGCAUGAUGGGUGGCCAUGCUGUUAAGUUGAUUGGAUGGGGAACCAGUGAUGCUGGAGAGGAUUACUGGCUUCUUGCAAAUCAGUGGAACAGAGGCUGGGGUGAUGACGGGUACUUCAAAAUCAUACGAGGCAGAAACGAAUGUGGCAUCGAAGAGGACGUUGUUGCUGGAAUGCCAUCCACAAAGAAUAUGGUCAGAAACUACGGUGGUUCCUUUGGAACAGCUGUAGUUUGAUCGCUGCCAGUAUCGGAUAGGAUAGCCAUGUAUUUAUACUGCUGAUGAACUUUGUAAAGUGGCCUUGAUGGUGUACGUAUUUUGUACACCAGCACGUUGGCAAGGCUGGCACUGGCAGGUUGCUGAGAUGGCAACUUCUGUUCUGAAACAUUUACGACAGUUGUGGCUGUUCCAUUCUUAGAUUCAGCUGUGUAACAGAAAGACAGACAGACAUAAUAAGAAGUCUGCUGCAUAAGUGAGUGCAAAUCGAUACAA
Molecule: messenger RNA, 1591 nt
Organism: Panicum virgatum (switchgrass)
Lineage: Eukaryota; Viridiplantae; Streptophyta; Magnoliopsida; Poales; Poaceae
Product: cathepsin B-like protease 2
Exons: 11
Coding region: 185-1336 (383 amino acids)
Biological process (GO): regulation of catalytic activity
Cellular component (GO): lysosome
Molecular function (GO): cysteine-type endopeptidase activity
Source: RefSeq, a predicted model, not a curated record